AAACAGCACGGAAUGGUAACUAGGGAAGUGGGCUUAUAGUCAGCAAGAUCCUGGGUUCAAAUCCUACUCCAGAUUCUUACUUGCCGUAGCAUCCUUGUCUUCUCAUUCCUAGCUCUACCCUUGGACAUUUGUAGCCAUCUCUCAUCCAAGACAUCAUGGAGGACAAUGCGGCAGACCCUGCAUUACCAACACCCGCGCAACGUCAGGAAUCCAUCCGGUUCAAGGAUGUGGCGGUCUACUUUACGAAGUCUGUGUGGCAGCUUUUGGAUCCAUCUCGCAAAAAGUUGUACAAGGAUGUGAUGCUUGACAACUUCAGGACUCUGGUCUCCCUGGGUCUGGAAGAUGAUGACACAGCAGUAAUUGACAGUUUGGAGAGAGGGGAUGCUCUUUGGAUCCCGGAAGAGGAAAAACGGGGGAUUAGAUGUCGAGAUAAUGAAUGGAGGGAGGAAGGUUCCCAGAAUGAUCAACUGAGAAAUGACGAGAGAAAUUCUGGAGAGAGAUCUUAUCAAUGUAAUGAAUGUGGAAGGUCUUUUGUCUCGAAAUGGAAUUUUGUUUGCCAUCUGAAAAUUCACACUGGAGAAAAACCUUACAGUUGCGAUGAGUGUGGAAGGCCCUUUAGGUUGAGAAGUCUCCUUAUCCGACAUCAGCAAACUCACACUGGAGAGAAGCCUUAUAAAUGUGAUGACUGUGGAAAGGCUUUUAGCUGGAGAAAUAAUCUUGUUGAGCACCAGAAAGUUCACACUGGUUAUAAGCGUUAUGAAUGUUAUCAAUGUGGAAAGGGCUUUGCGUACAAAUCUCAUUUUGUUGAUCACCAGAGGACACACACUGGAGAGAAACCUUAUGAAUGUGAAAAUUGUGGGAAGGCCUUUACCCGGAAAAGUUAUCUACUUCAACAUCAGAGAAAUCACACCUCAGAUACACCUUAUAAGUGUAAUGAAUGUGGAAAGGUCUAUAGACAUAAAACUAGCCUUUCUAUGCAUCAGAAAACUCACAUUAAAAAGGAACCACCUGAAUGUGAUAAUUAAGUAGAUAGUAUCCUCUUUAGCCAACAUUAGUCUCCCUAUUAUUUCUUAGUUGAAAGAGGAACCUUUGGAAUAUAAUGACUUUCCGUUUCUUUUAAAAGUACCAAUAGGCUUUGUUUUAACAACACAUUCUUUUAUUUUUGUUUUCUACCUUUAGUGAAAGAGUAAGAUUUAUAAGAUUACAAAGAAUAAAUGUUAUAUAUAAUGACUGGAAUUUUUUUUCAAAAGAUUCACAGUAGGCAUUUCACCAGUCCUUGCUGAUUGAACAGGAAAAAAAAAAACCUGAUAGAUGUUCUUUGGAGCUCUUAGCCAGUAGGACUGGUGAAUCAUAAGGUCCAUCCUUGUGGAUCUCAAGACAUCUUAGUGAUGUUAUAGAACAAUUGAUGAGACUCAGUCAGACUGGGAUGGAUUCUUUCAGCUAGCUGUGAGACUCUUCUCUCCUUAUCCUGAGAGUUUUUGGAAAGCAGUGAUCAGCAGCUGAAUCAGGACAUUCCUGGUCCUCCAAACCACACCAAUAAAUGGAGAGGCAUAAGGAAUACCUCUUUCUUCAGAAAUAUACAUAAGGCUAUGUGAAACUUGGUCCCACUUGGACUUUGUCUUGACAAAAGUGGGACACAUCUCAUAAUAAACCUUGACAUUCAGCAAGUUAUUCUGGGGACUCAUACAGAGAGUAAUGUAUCACCAUGCUAUGAAUUUAAUAUGAAUUGUACCUCUCCUUCCUUUUUAAAAGGAAAGAUUUUGGUCUUAUCCAAACCCUUUGGAACUUGAAAUCUAAUUUGUAUAAGGAGAUUGCCUCAUGGUGCUCUGGCAUCCCGGAUGUGUGAAUUUAAUAUGAAUUGAACCUCCUUAUUCCAUUUGAAAAUAUAUUCUUGCUUGACAUCAGCCCCACCCUUUAACUAGACAGGCAUGCGUACUAUGACAGGAUGCCAGAAGUCUCAUGACUAAAUUCCAGGAAAAGGCUGGCACCUGCACCCUGCAAUGGGUGGUACCUCCAGAAGUCAAGACUCAGACCAGGACUGAGAUUAAAUUUGUCCAGAGAGUCCCAGGAGGAGUGAUGAAAACUGACUUUAUAAGAGAGUAACAACUCUCUCUCUUGCUGGACAAGAGCCACUCUCUCUUCUCUGGAGUAUCAAACACUCGGCAUGCAUCAACCUAUCUAAAGGUCAUCCAGUUGCUCAAGCUGGGAAAUGAUAUAAAUAAAAAUUAAUCUGGGGGCAGCUGGGUAGCUCAGUGGAUUGACAGCCAGUCCUAGAGAUGGGAGGUCCUGGGUUCCAAUCUGACCUCAGACCCUUCCUAGCUGUGUGACCCUGGGCAAGUCACUUGACCCCCAUUGCCUAGCCCUUACCGCUCUUCUGCCUUGGAAGCAAUACAUAGUAUUGAUUCUAAAGUGGAAAGUAAGGUUUUUAAAAAAAUAAUCUAGAAUCUUAUUACUAGAUUUAUAAGCAUUUAUUAGUAAAAAAGGAAGAGAGAAAUAUGGUUUCAGCCUUUCUAAUUUGAGUUAAGAAGCCAGUAUUCCAUUGUAGCCAUGAGAUCAGCAGAUGAGAAAAGGGCUCAGGGAGAGAAAGCCAGCCCAGACAGUGUUAGUUCAAGUCCUGAUGGGGAAAAAGAGAGCUCCACAGUGUUUCUCACUGGCUUUUCGAAUUGAUGUUCCUCCCAACCCUUGAUCUUUCCUUGGCCAAUGCCUUUCAAACGUCUUGCUUGUCUCCAUGGUGACUUAAGAUAGGCCAGCGCCAGGGCAUUGGCACUGAUUGCUGGGACCAUAUGACUGAUAACUAUGUUGAGUCACUGAAUGUGGGGAUCAAUUUACUUUGCACAAUCCCCUCGUUAUUAUUUGGGAGACCAGCAGAUUGAGUCUCCCUACUCUUGUUUCUCUAGGAGAUUAACAUGUUGGUCUCCAGUGAAUCAUUCCACAUUGGGAGUCUAUAAAGUUAGGAUUUUGUCACUGCAUAAGAGCAUAAAAGAUAUUGUACAGGAAGUGUAGCCAAGAUGACAGCAGAGUAGCGGAGAAAGGCUGAAACAAUAUCCUUCCAAACCACUUUUUAAAAACCACUUCAAAAGGACAAGAGCUUUCCUGUUGAACACAAUAUGAAAGGUAGAAUGGAUUUCCACAAAAAAAUGGUAAUCCAGAAGCAAAACAGCACAUGGAGAAAUGCAGACUGUUCAACUGCCCACCUACUGAGCCAUACUCUGAAUCAGGGCUCAGGCAAUGCCAGGAUCCAAGAUUGGAAGCUACACCAACAAAACAGCACCCCAGACUCACCCUUUAAAGCACCAGACCCUUGGAGUGAAGUCUGGAGGUCCAUAGCAUGCUGGGCACUCUCAAGCCUCUGUGGCACCAGUGAGGACAGCCUUAGGGCAUAACCUAGAGAACCAGGUCAUAGGCAAUGCCUGGAUCCCAAAUUGAGGGCUAUACCAACCAAAGAAUGCCCCAGAGGAGAGAAACUUUCAAAGACUUACCCCAGGGCAACCUGCCUAAUCCAGUAAACCAGCAAAGAAGAGAGACUCAACUAGCUUACAGUCCACAAACAAAAAAAUAAAUAAAGAUAACAAGACUGAAAAUAUGAGUAAACAUCAGAGAAAGGAGAUAACUAUUGAAAGCUUCUAUGGGGAUAAGGAACAAACAAUAGAGCUGGCAAAAGAUGAUGGGAUCCAAGGAAAUAAAAAAAAAAAACCCUCAAAAACCCCUGGAAACUGGGAUCAUACUCUGGAAGAACUCAAAAAGGAACUCAAAACCCAAAUAAGACAGGUUGAAGAAAAAUGGGAAAAAGAAAACAACAGCCUAAAAAGCAAAAUUGAGCAACUUGAAAAAGAGACACAAGAAGGUAAGGAAGAAAAAUGUGUCUUAAUAACCAGAAUUGACCUAUUGGAAAAAGAAACAAAAAUAUCAAAUGAAGAAAAGUGUCUUGAAAAGAAGAAUGGACUAAAUGAAGAAGGAGAAUCAAAAGGUCAUAGAAGAAAACCAGUUUUUAAAAAUUAGAAUGGGGCAAUUAGAAGCUAAAGACUUGACGAGACAUCAAGAAACAAUAAAACAAUCAAAAGAAUUAAAAAAAAAUAGAAAAAUAUGAAAUCUCUUAUUAAAAAAUAUGAACUGGAAAAUAGAUCCAGGAGAGACAGUUUAAGAAUUAUUGGACUAUCUGAAAGUUAUGACCAAAAAAAAAAAGCCUAGACAUCAUAUUAUAAAAAAUUACCCAAGAAAACUACCCUGAUGUUCUUGAAAAUGAGGGUAAAUUAGAGAUUGAAAGAAUCCACAGACACACCUCCUGCAAUAAAUCCCUGAAUGACAACUCCCAGGAAUGUUAUAGCCACGUUCUAGAGCUCUGAGGCCAACUCUGAGAGAGUUCAGAAGGCAAGGAAACUGGGGCUACAACCAAGAAUCAUCUACCCAUCAAAAUUUACUGUGUUCUUUUCAGGGAAAAGUAUGGCUAUUUAAUAAAAUAGAAAAUUCCAAGCAUUCCUGAAGAAAAGCCCAGACUUAAACAGAAAAUUUGUUACCCAAAUACAAAAUUCAAGAGAACCAUAAAAGGGUAAAUAAGAAAAAGAAAGAUGUAAAGGCUUCAACAAGGUCAAAUUGUUUAUAUAACAAUAUCGUAAGAUGAUAUUUGACUCUUAAAUAUUUUUAGCAUUAUCAUAGUAAUUAGAAGAAGUAUACAGAGACAGAGGGUGUGGGACUGUUUAGGAUGAUAGUGAAAAAAAGGUAUUGUACAUUUCAUGGAGGGAGUUACUACAAUUUGAGUAAUAAGAGGAAGGAGGAGAGAAAGAAAAAUGAUCAGUAGGUGCAUUGACAUACCCUCUUCUUGACACAAGUGUUUACAAUCAGGAUAAAUGAAGGACUCAAUCCACCCCCCACCCAGUUAAGUUCAUUAUAUCCAGAGAUUCACCCCUAAUCUCAUCAUGUAGUGUUUGAUUUAUGUAAGCAUUCUUACAGGAUCUUCUCCAGAAGAUCUGUUUUCCUGGUCCAGGGUGUUGGUGAUUAUCUUUUCCUAAAAUUUCUUUAAAAAGAUAUUGGACUUUGGACUUUUAGGAUAAUUACACAAUUGACAGUGGUUUUUAGUUAGAUGCAACCAGAUGAUCAUUUGAUCUUUCUCUCAUCUCUAACCUUUACUAAUAAAUAAUUAUACAUAAAUAUAUAGUCUCCAUGGGAUUUUUUUUUUAUCAUAAUAGGAAGACACUUGCCUCUGGUCCCACAUGAUUCCUGGUGUCUAAAGGACUGACCUCUAACUCAGACUGAGGUCAGGUCUGUCCAGGUUGGGAAACCCACAGGCAGUGACAUCAUUGGGGUUAUAAAUUGGAGAUUAAGUAAUCAGUACUGUCUCUUGACUAGCAGAGGGAGAUGAGAUGAGUGACAGAUUAGUUAGGCUACUAGCCAUGUGAUUAUGUGCAUUUUCUCUCUCCAAUUGGCUUUAGUUAUCUAAUAAAUAAUUUUUCAAUUAAUAUACAGUGUCAAGAGAAUUUUAAUCUAAACAAUUGGGUGACCACCUGAGAAUCUGAACUCUUUUUCUAAGAUUUUUCUUGUCUUAUGAGAGUGACAUAUAUAGAAUAGAAUUAUUUUUAUAAGUUCUGACUUCCUGAGAAGCUGAACUCAUUAGGAGAAAAUUUGGGUAGGAUGACUAUUUGUCAUGUGUAUUUGUUAGUUAUUUUCUUCUUCUUUUUUUUGGUUGAGAGUGUUGUGAAAAUAGGUUGGGAGAGCAAUGAAGUUAACAAGAUAACCAGACUCUGAAGUUAUAAAAAUGAAAGGACUCAAUGUAGGUCUGUGUUGGCAAACCUAUGGCACAUGUGCCAGAGGGGCCUGCUCCCUUCCCCAUCUCUACUGUACCUGAGGAUAUUUCUCACUUCACCCACCCCUCUGCCCAGGAUUCCAAUGGGAGCGCUUCCUCCCUCCCAGUAAGGGGGCAUCUCACAUGUGACAUGAAGGUGCAAUUUGCGCAAAGAGUUUGCCAUCACUGGUCUAGGUUAACAAUAAAGGAGUAAGAAAGAGAUGACCAUUAGUUUUCUCUCCACCUUUCUUUAAAAUUAAACUGUGCCUAAACUGUUCAACAAAACUACAUUGAAGGUGGAGGUUCAAACAGUUUCUAACCUAAAUUUUUUUUGGGGGGGUCUUUGUGAAUGGGAAAUAUAUAUUUUCCUAUAAGAAUCUUACCCCACAGGUGUUAAUUUGUUGGAAGAAUACUAUGCCAAGUGGAGACAUUUUAUAUAAAUUGCUUAUCUUGUGAGGAAAAAGAAAUUGCUGCCAACAGAGUCAUGAUGGCCUCAAAAAGCCAUUAGCCUUUGUAAGAAAUGUUUUAAGACUAUAACCACCCCAACUGGGGAACCCAUUUGGCCCCAUUUUGGAUCUUUUGAAUAUAAGAUGUUAGGAGAGUUAAAAUUAGUUAUUGGAAAUAAACCCCCCCAAACAAUCAAAUUAUUGGUUUAUUUGGGCUGUGCUACUUGAUGAUUCUACUAAGAUUCAACCAAUGAGACAAACUUAUAACCAGUUUUCUACUGCUUUUUCAUAUCUUUUCAUCUGGACUUUCUGCCAUUAUCUGAGUCUACUCCUAUUCCCUCCUUUCAGUGACCCUGCCCAAAGUUUCUUUUGCUUCUCUGUCCCCUACAUAUUCUUUUCACCAAUGCCCAGAUCCUUUCUCUCUUUCUUUUCACAGUUUUGGCCCUUGCUCCAACCCAUUCCCCAAGGCUCUCACCAUUUCUGGACCUCCCCAACCUACCCCACCCACUGAAGCCCUAGCCAUUCCCAUCUUCCCUUCCCCAGGUGAGACCAACCCUUUCUGACCACACCCUCUCAUUCUGCACCCCUCCUUCACCUCCUCACUUUGCUCCUGCCUCAACUUCCCCAACAACUCUCUUCAUUCCACCUAACCAGAGCCUCCUCCUCUUUCUCUUCUCUACUCAGUCUCCAUGUGGACUCUAGACUCUCAAUAGUGGAAAAUGAAGACUCCCCUAAAGGCCUAUUUCUUCUGAGGGAAGUGCACAUGAUUCUAGAAGCAACUUAGUGACUGAGAAAUUAUGUCCUGUUCUCCCCCUUAUAUCUCAAAAUGGGGGUAAAGGACAUACCCAUGUUUGAUUUAGAACUACUCAUUGUUCUCUGAUUUGAGGCCAUUUUUUGGAGUUUUAAUCCAAGCUGAGAUGAUGUAAUGGACCUAAUCCAUGUCUUACUCACUGAAGGAGAAAGAUAGGCAAUUCUUGAGAAGGAUAGGAAUUCUUAAAAUGUUGAUGGGAAACAUUGGCCAUUAUAGGACUCAUAAUAGAACCCCAAUAAUCCUGAGGACUAUGUGAGGUUAUAUGAGGCCAGGAAGGCACUGUUAGAAGGAAUGAGGGAUUGUUCUACUCAUCCCAUAAUUGGAAAAAAUUUGAAUAUGUUAAUCAGGAAAAAAAAUGAAUGUCCAAACUAGUUUUAUGAUGGAGGAUGUGAAGCAGCUAAAGAAUAUGCAUUUUUAGAUUCCAUUAAGACCAAUGAUGCUCCUAUUAUUAUACAGCACCAUUUUGUGAACCACUCCUUGUAGUUCACAAUGAUAGAGUAUUUUCCCAAGCAUUAUCCAGGCUGGGCUAGAAUGAAUAUAGAACAGUUGAAAAGGAGAACUCUAUAUGUUUUUGAAAGGUGUGAGCUUAAAAAGAGUUAAACAGGUUAGAAAAAGAGAGACAUCUAUCUUGUCACCAAUUUUAACAUCUGCCAUUGAGGAACUCAAAGCUCCUUUAAAAGAGGUCACUAAAAUUCUGGUCUAGUUAACAGAUAGAUUGUUAUUUCUAUGGCAGGCCAGAUCAUGUAGCAAUAAAUUGUAGGAGAAGAAUUUGGAAUUUAGGAAUAAAAACUGUAAUAAUAACAGAGACUCAAACAGAACCCACAGUUCUGAAGCAAACCAGAGUGGCCACUCAAGGGAAUUGUACUCAUUGUGGAGGAUGCCAUGAUUGGCGAUGGUGAGAGGGAGGGGGAGGGACCUUGGAGUCUGAGGCUGGUAUCUACUCCUUUCCAGAUCCUGAUGUUUUGAUGUCAGUUAUUCCAGUCUGUUCUAUUCCCUCUUGUAAAGAGCCUCAUGUGACUCAAUUUUGGAGACCCUUAUUAUCAUUGGUCCUGGACACUGGGGCUUCCAGAUCAGUCUUAGGAAGCAAACUCAAUUCUGAACAUCCUUCCAUUGGUUCUUUAAAUCUGAUAGGAGUGUCAGGGAAGUCUCAAAAUGUUAGUAAGCUUUUUCCUCCUGUUGUAGGCCCCUGUCAUCAGAACAUUCGUUCCUCCUAAUGCCUGACUUCCCUUUGAAUCUAUUAGGGAAAGAUCUCUUAUGUAAACUUAGGACCAUGAGAUCAUGCCUUCCAGAUGGCUUUUCAUCUCUACAAUUGCCUGAGGAUCCUGUGACUUUAUUCCCAAUCCUCCUUCCUAAUAGUAAGGAGAUAGUAGCUCCUUCCUUUGAAAUCCCAGCAGACAUCCCUGAAUCUCUUUGGGUGUCAUCCCCUUCUGAUGCAGGCCUGCUUAUGUCGGUUGUUUUUGUUUGGUUUAAGGCAAGAGGCACCCCUUUUACCUUCCAUUCCUCAGUAUCCUUUAAACAAGGAAGCUAGUGAAGGGAUGUCACCAACAAUUGAUUCAUUGAUUGAAAAUGGAGAUAAUAAUUUCAUGCAAAUGUGAAUAUAAUUUUCUAAUUCUCCCAGUAAAAAACUCAAGUCAGGCCCAGAUGGGAAGCCUCUUUAUUGUUUUGUACAAGAUCUGUAUGCAGUUAAUUUACAUGUUAUACCUAGGAAUCUAGUGGUUACAAAUCCUGUAAUCAUCAUAUCAGUCCCUAGGAAAGCUACAUGUUUUAUAUUCGUAGACUUCAGUUUCACAUUUUCUCCAUUCCUUUCCAUAUAAAUUCUAGGAAAAUAUUCACUUUCUUUUGGAAAGGUUCUUAGUGAAUAUGAAUUCAAUUGCCUUAGGAGCAUGUAGAUAGCUCAACAUUAACCUCUCAAAUUUUACAGCAGGACUUGGUUGCUAUCAUUUUUAAGGGUUCUAUUUUAAUUCAAUAUGUUGAUGACUUCUUUUUAGAAGCACCAGAUGCAGAGACAUACCAGGAAGAUAGUAGACAUGUCCUCUUACAACUCCACCAAAGAGUGGAGUUUAUGGGUCAAAGGUUCAUUGGUGCCUUCAAAAUGUGGAAUAUUUGAGCUUUAUUUUAGCUGCUGAUACCUGCUCCAUUUUCCUCUAGUGCAUUGAAGCUAUUCAGAGACUCCUCCAUUUUCUUAGAGGCAGAUGGGAGUAAGCUUGGGGGUACAGGGUUCUGUAGACAAUGGAUUGCCCAUUAUGGGGAAAUUACUAAGUCCCUUGUAGCUCUGCCUAGAACUGGACAUUAUAAAGUUCAUCUUAUUAUAGUGGACCAAUCACCAGUUGGAUAAAAGCCUUCCAUAACUGUUCCCCGAUUUGGUCCACCUACACACAUUGAUUCAGAUAGGGCAACUCAUAUUCCUGAUUCUAUUUUUAUCCCAGGUUUAUUCUUGUUUGGGAAUUACUCCAAAAUUCCAUAUACCCUUCCAUCCCCAGAGCUCAGGACUAGUUGAACAGAUAGAGAACUUUAAAACAUGAUUGGCAAACUAUGCACUGAGACUCACUUGAAAUGGCCUGGGUUUCUACUCUUAGCCCCAUUUUACCUGUGCAGCAGACCUAGGGGAGGUCUACAUGUCUCACUAUUUGAUAUACUUUUUGAUAGACUAAACCUUUUCCCCCAUCAUACACAUCAUAGUGGGGGGACAUUUCUGUUGCUUCUUCUAUACAAGAUGUCAUGACUCUGGAGCAGCUAUAUAGGCAGGACCCUUGGAUUUCCCACUCCAUGAUUUACAUCAUGGAGACAAGGUAUAUAUAAAGAAUUAUGAUCAAACUUGAAGUACUCAACAUGCUUGGAACUCCCUUUGAAUUGUUGCUAACUACUCCAACUUCCAUGAAAAUUGGAGAAAAUAAACUCUUGUACUCAUUGCUUGUAUGUAAAACUGAUACUUUUUAGUGAUACUGAUGAACUGUAUCCUAUCACUUUCAUUGUAAAUUUUUGACUAUUUGUCUUUGGAUUUGGUUUUGCUUUUAUUCUUAUUAUCUUUUUGUGAUUAAGAUUCUUAUAAGUAAACCUAAUUUAGUUUGUUCCAUUAAAAAAAUGCUACUUUCAUUUGGCAUUUUGUUCAACCAUAUUACAUUUUCCUCUUUUAUUCCCUCUUUUGAUGACUGGACUAAGGAUAAAGCUAUUAUUUAGAUUCCUAGCCAAAUAGAAUAUACUCUAACCCAAGGCAAGGCCAACAGACCUUAUGGAUGCUGGGUCUGUCACCAGCUCCAUUCGACCUCUGUUUUAUUGUGGGCAAAAUUCAGUCCAUAUGAGUGAGAUUUUACCUCAAUUUGUUCCUAACGGGGGUCAUAUAUUAGCUCAUAAACCUUUUGUCCCUCUUGCUUUUGUUAUAUGCCAUAUCAGUAGUGACAAGUAGAUCCCAUCUGCCUGGUCACAACCACCAUCAAUGGUCUUUGAAGAUUCACAGAUUUUCAAAUCUCGGUUGAUUUUAACAUGUCAUCUAAGGUAAUUUUUCAAAUAUAUGGGAUACCCACUACCACUGACUGACCAUUUACCUGCCUUUGACUUGUGUGUUAAAAGAGGCAAAGGACCAUUGAGUAGCAGAUAUAUGGGUGAAAAUGUAACUUACAACAUCACCAUUCUGUUCCCUAUCACAAUAUUUAUCUGUCCUAACACAAAGCUCAAUAGCAUAGAGGAAAGGUUCCAUCAUAUAUAUCCUUUGCAACUGCUACUGCCUCAUCACAAUUGAAGACCAACUUCCCUUGGGGUUUGGUGACCCCUGAACAAUUCUAUGUGUGUAACUCCUCAAGCUUACUCUUCCCUUCCCCAAGGGUGGUAUGGGGCCUAUGGUCUGGCCUAUCUAACUAUGCCAGUGUUGAUGCAUAAUCAGUUUAUUGGCCAAGUAGACAAGUCCAUGGCUAGGAAUUUGGGCACUUCGUGGCAUCUACAGAGUAAGUCAUCUAGGCCUAAUUCAAUAGCCACUUCCUCUGCAGCACAGAGAUUGUUCUCGACUGCUCUACCCAGUUUUAGGAUGACGUCAGUAAGAGAUUUUAUUAGAAAUAUCUCUGGUGAGGUUGAGAAGUUGGCUCACGACAAUUCAAGCCAUCUUCUGAACUUCUAAAGCUAUCUUCUUUUUCAGAUUUCUUGACAAAGACAAAAUUCAAAAUCAGCUAGUCUUUGAUAUGUUUAUGGCCGUUUCUAGGGUCAACUGUGCUCUUGUUAAUCAGUCCUGUUCUUACAUGACUAGAUCAGGUGUAAUUGUUACAGAUGUCUAUAAGCUUCAAAGGAUUUUUAAUGACAUUUAUUAAAUUGUUUAGAGACCCAUGUGACAUCAGAUGGUGCAUGGUGGAACAUCUCAUGGCUAUGGGGGACAGCUGUUAGCAAGUGUGAUCAAAUGGGUCUUUUUAAUUCUAGGAAUUUUUGUCCUUUUCAGACUUUGCCUUAGUUUCUGUGUUAAAGUGUCUACCAAGUUUUUACCAAGAGAAAAACUUAUAUACAUGCAUUCUGAGAAUUGUGAACUUGUGACCAUGUAUUAUUAGACUAAACUUUUAAGUAAUCAAUCUGUAUUUUGGGGGGGAAUGCACAUGUUUAACUGUUGUGUUGUAUAAUGGGGUUUGAGAAAUGAUCUUUUAAUUUUUUUUAUUAGUUUUAAGUGUGAUUUUAAAAAAUACUUCAAUUUAUGGAAUUUUAAAUGAUAUUUGGUGUCAAAGAAUCAGUUUAUACGUCUAACAGCCCUGACAGCAUUGCAUACCCCAAAGCUUACCAGCGUUGGCGAAGAUGUGGCACGCAUGCAGAGCCAGCACUCGGAGAGCUGCUCCGUUCCCCCUCUUCCCAGCACCUGAGGAAAUGUCUUGCAUGCCCCACCCCUCUGUCCAGCCACCAGUACUUGGCUCUCCCCAGUAAUGCAGGGGGCUCACAGAUAGCUUGAAUUUGCCCUCUGGCCACUCAAACCUGGAAAAGGCUCGCCAAUGCUGGCUUUGACUACUGAAACCUGCCACUGGUUAUUAGAUCUCAUAGGGCUAUAAUUGACAUUGGAGUCCGAUUCCAGGAAAACUACAAAGGGAUUGCUAACAAGCCACUGACGAUCUCUGUAGAGGUGACAAAUGUCAGUGCCAAAGCAAGGGAAGUGUCUCGGGGAGAGUUGAAAACAUUCUGAGGUAUGCCUCCUCUGACUUAGUCUGUAAGAACAUCCUUAUUUGGCCCUGACUAUGGCUUGCUAUCCUUAUGAUUCAUGGAUGGAGUCAUGAAAUCAGACGAGGGGACCACAUCCUCUCUUUUUGUCAGACUCCUGUCCUUUUUGUUUUCCUUUGGCCUGGCAACUUUCUUUAGUCAUGGAAGAUGGUGGGGUAAUGCAAUACUGUUACACCUGACCUACAUGCUUGUAGGAUAUAAGCUACGUCCACUAAACCUUGAAGAUAUAUUGGAGAAUUGUUAUAAUUUUAUAUAUGUAUAGACAUACAUAUAUAUUUCCUCAUAUUUUUGGGAAAGAUGAUUCAUAUAUUAUUAUGUGGCUUAUUUAAUGCAUUCUUAAAUCAGUAACUUAGUCACACAUCCUUUACAAAGUCUAUUGUAGUUGUAAAUAAAUAUUUACCAUGUUGGAA
Molecule: messenger RNA, 12621 nt
Organism: Monodelphis domestica (gray short-tailed opossum)
Lineage: Eukaryota; Metazoa; Chordata; Mammalia; Didelphimorphia; Didelphidae
Biological process (GO): regulation of transcription by RNA polymerase II
Molecular function (GO): DNA-binding transcription factor activity, RNA polymerase II-specific; RNA polymerase II cis-regulatory region sequence-specific DNA binding
Source: RefSeq, a predicted model, not a curated record